AUGGCUCAGAUAUUAUCGGGUCUUUGGCUGAGCGAGUGGUCCGACGACUCUCUCAAUGCCAAUAAUAUAAAUGAUACAAAUCUUCGAUAUAUAUUCGGAGCUCUCGUCAACUCUUUGCGUAACUCAGCUGUGAAUUCGACUUCAAAUGUCGAAACGAAUAUCGUUUCGGUUGAGAGAUGUCUUGAAUACACAGAAACUCCGACAGAAGCCGAAUUGUAUAAUGAGGUAACAAAAUUAUCGCCUGAUUGGCCCGAAAGGGGAGAAAUAAAGUUCAGUGAAUACAGCACUAGAUAUAGAGAAGGAUUGGAUUUAGUGCUCAAAAAGAUUACAUUAGAAGUUCGGCCCAAAGAGAAGGUGGGAAUAGUCGGCAGAACGGGUGCCGGAAAGUCAUCGCUAACUCUGGCGCUGUUCCGACUCAUAGAACCGGUCGACGGAUCCAUAUUUAUAGACAAUCCUUUGGUCAUUAGGACGUCAAGCGCUCUAAGUUUACGACAGUUAUCGCAAAGUAUAGUGCCAUCGGAUGACGGGCUCACGUAUUUCAUCAUUUGUUUGAGACCUGAUUCACUAAUCGGUAGCUAUUAUCACAUCAGCUCAUUCCGAUUGGAUGAAAAAUUCAUCGAAACAUACGUUACGUACGGUCUUUACGACGUGACAAAACUGCUGUUGUUUGAGAAAUCAAUGCUAUAUUUUGAGGCCAAACAAUCGAUCGGCCCUUUGGAGACACAACACGUCUAUAGUGUCAACGUCUCGGCGCCCAACGGAGCCGUCAAAUGCCUUUCCUGUCACUAUAACACCGACUGUCCGUACUUUGAGGCCCACUUCAGCCCAACCGCCGAUUACUAUGCACUCCAAUGUCUCGGUCCAGACGUACCCAAAGUGUAUUUAAUUAAAUCAGUCCAACAAAAUAAUCCGUUUGAAUUGAUAGUGAAUGAAGAAUUGGUGGACAAAUUGCACCGCAAACUACUGCUCAGACAUCAAAUAUUUACUGUUAUUUCACAAAAGAAAAAAAUAUAUAUCAAACUCUUAUAUCCGCACGAAUUCGACGACGAAGUGGUCGAUAAAUACUCGCUUAUUAUUGAAGCAAAUAAUCCGGAAAACGGGGUUUUAAAUGACAAAUAUCGUAUAGAUUGGGCCCAUUAUCUCGUCUCAAAGCAUCAAUACAUUUACGGAUGGGUUGUCGCCGACAGCGAAGACGUUAGACAUAAUCGCGUGAAACAAAACUUUCAUUUCAUCGCCGAAGACAUCGAUAAAUACCAAAUUGCCGUCAAUUAUAUCAAAGAACACAAACGAUUCAUAAACGGCCAUAAGAUGUGCAUUUGGGGCAAUAAUAUCGGCGCCUUCGCCACCAUUUCCGCACUCGCGUCCAGUGAUAUACUUCGGUGCGCUGUAUUGGUCUCACCGGUCAUCAACUGGAGGCUAAUGGAUGCGGUCACUUAUGAGCACAUGUUUAAUACGGGCCAAACGUAUGACGACUUUGCCAUUCGUUUCGACGGCUUUAAUCUCAUGAAUAAAAUCAAUAGAUUGUUAGGAAAACACAUUUUACUCAUUCAUGGAUCGGCUGACGAAAUAGUUCCGAUUCAACACUCAAUGCAAUUCAUCAGACAAUUAGUGAGCGAGUAUUCAAAGUGUGGCGAUAUUGCGGAACCACUCUUACAGACGCAGAUAUAUCCCGACGAAGACAACACAUUGCUGUCUGUGAGACACCAUAUCUAUCAACGAAUUCUACUAUUUUUUGACCAAACAUUCAUCCAUAUUAUGCAUAAAACACAUGAUAUCAAAAGCACUUGAUCUCAAAUAGCCUUACAAUAUGUUUUCAAUAUCAUAUCAACUGUUAUAUCAAAC
Medioppia subpectinata is the source of this 1842-nucleotide messenger RNA. The record is from the annotation of a GenBank genome assembly. NCBI's taxonomy places the organism in Eukaryota, Metazoa, Arthropoda, Arachnida, Sarcoptiformes, Oppiidae.